AUGAACGAGAACACGCCGCAAACGCCCCGCCGAACAACAAGUUCCGGUCUCUCGCCGGAUCCCGCACAAUCAAUCCCUCUCCGUGAACUUCAACGCCCGGGGGAAGCUGAUGGAGGCCAUGGGGCGGGUUUGCAGGGCGGCAUCGGGAGCGGCGGGACGGCCCAGGGGACAUGGCAACAGCACUCAGGGGCAGGAGCACGCCUUGGAGCCGGGGAUGCGCCGUCGCCUAUUGCCAUGUCGGCAAACCUACCUGGGUUCUCGUCAUAUUGGGAACACCCAUAUCCUCAUGCAGACGACGGGGCCGGGGCCAGUGGCGGUGCGUCGCCCAUCGACCGCAUGGCUCUACAGUUUGCGCUCCCUCCCGAUAUACAUCCACAACAACCUAGGUCCCAGCUUGAGCAAUACAUAACCUCCGCCGACGACCCAUACCGAACCCCCCAUGCGUACUUUGAAGAGCGCGCCGACACGGAUUCUCUCGAGUCGGACACGGUGCCCUUGAAGCCUGCAGCACAACCCAUCGGCCGCCUAGAUGCACCAAACGGCGAGCCGUCGCCCCGGAACAGUUUCCAAACCGUAUCUGAUAUGGGAAAUACACCCUCCCGCGCCCGGAGCGCCCAGAUGCUUGGUUUCGACUUGGAACCAGGGUUAGCGUCUAAUCGCCACCGUAGCUAUGGGGAUCAUCUUGCGCCCAUGGACCGGCGUCGGUCUCGUUCCCCGUCAACCAGCGGAGCUCUGUCCAGAGCAAGCUCCAUCAUGAGAGCCAUGUCUCAACGCGUCGUUAUGAUCAGCGGAGAGGGUGACCUAGUCGAUCAGGCAGCUCGGCGGGAUCGGUCGCGCUCGCCGAGCCCCGAUGGGCGUCAUCCGUCCCGUGUGUCUGGACCCAUGCUUGUUGAUACCUCCUACCCCUCGCAAUUGUUCCCCACGCCGACCGAGAAAAGGCCCGGUUCCGAUUAUUUCCAGCCUGAGCCAACAGCCCCCAUGCCCCGGCGGCACGGUCCGCUCCCGAACCCACUAAAAGGGAACUCGUUAGGCAUAUUCCCUCCCGACAACCCAAUACGGAAACGGCUCUGUGAUGUCUUGGUCAGCCCAUGGACGGAGCCGUUCAUAUUGGUUUUGAUUGUUGCCCAGGCGAUCCUGCUAGCGGUUGAGGCAGCUCCUGACGUCUUCGUCGAGGGGAAUGGCAGACCCAAGCAUUGGGGCACUACCCGAAUUGACUGGGCCAUCCUGGGUCUAUUCAUCGUUUUCACUCUUGAAAUCAUUGUCAGGAUCAUCGUGUCUGGCCUUAUCAUCAACGCUGAUGAGUAUGCCCCGGUCGGAAGCAAGCGGAGACUGAGAGAGAGGGUGGCCGAGCAGUACCACGCCAUCUUCAAACCACAGCGCCAGAAAUCAGUCAGGCAGCCGCCGCAGGAGCAGCAGUUCGUGCCCGCCUUCCAAAGAUCAUUUACAAUGAUGCAUGGGAUGCCAGGUGAGGUUUCGCUAAAAGAACAGCAGCGGCUUCACCUCGCCCGCAGGGCAUUCCUCCGCCAUGGUUUCAACAGGCUAGACUUCAUCAUUCUCAGGAGUCUUAAGAAGUCUGCCCCACUUCUCGUUCGGGUUUCGUUUCUGAUGGGCUUCUUCUGGCUUCUCUUCGCUAUCAUCGGGGUCCAGAGCUUUAAGUCCAGCCUUAGCCGCCAAUGCACCUGGAUCAACCCCGAGGAUCCCACGAACUUUGCAGCCGCCUUCACUCCAGACCUGUCGUUUUGCGGCGGUCAUCUAAACGCGACGACGAACAAGACCGAACCUUGGGUUUCCUCCCCAACGAAGAACUUGUCUCCGGAGUUCCUCAUCCCCGGCGCCAAAAGUGCCAAAGGUUUCAUCUGCCCGAGGGGAUCCAUUUGUCUCCAGCAGGACAAUCCGUUCAACGGUACGGUCAACUUCGAUGAUAUCGGGCAUUCUCUCGAGCUGGUCUUCGUCAUCAUGAGCGCCAAUACUUUCUCUGAUCUGAUGUACUACACGGUGAGCUCGGAUUUUCUGCCGGCUGCCCUCUUCUUCGGGGCCGGUAUCAUUAUCAUGAUGCUCUGGAUGACCAACUUGUUGAUCGCCGUCAUCACCUCGUCUUUCCAAGUCAUCAGAGAAGAAUCCAAGGCCAGUGCUUUCACCGCCGACGACGAGCCGUCUCUCUUUCAGACAAAUAUGGAGAAGAUCCCGCGGAGAAAGUCGGCUCUACAACGAAUCUUCGACAAGACCUCGUGGGUUUGGGUCUUGGUCAUUACGUAUGGCCUCUUUUGCCAGUCAUUACGGAGCGCAACUAUGUCACAAAGCCGAGAAAAUUUCAUCAACGCGUCCGAGAUUGUUGUCACCAGCCUUCUCGAUGUCGAAAUACUCCUGCGGUUUCUCUCUAACAUCCGGAGAUUCCAUCACAAGCCGCGUAAUCUAAUUGACCUCGGGCUCGCCGUGAUCACCACCAUUAUUCUCAUUCCGCCGAUCCGAAACUCGGGCCAGGUGUAUAAUUGGCUCACCAUCUUCCAAAUCAUCCGGGUCUACCGCGUCGUCCUAGCCAUCCCCAUGACAAGCAAGCUCAUCGAGCUGGUGCUGGGGAACGUUACGGGUAUCGGCAAUCUUAUGGUGUUUGUCUUUCUCAUUACGUUUUUGAUGGCAAUCUUCGCUUCACAACUGUUCCGGGGCCAGCUACCGGCAACGGACGACGACGGGGAAUACUUGAGGAUUCCAUUCAACACUAUCUACAACUCGUUCCUCGGCAUGUACCAGGUCCUCUCGAGCGAGAACUGGACCGAUAUUCUCUACAGCGUUACAUCGUACACGACCCAACUCAAUACGGCCUGGAUAGGCGCCAUCUUCCUCAUCGGCUGGUUCAUUCUCUCCUACUUCAUUCUCAUCAACAUGUUCAUUGCUGUCAUCCAAGAAAACUUUGACGUGGGCGAGGACAUGAAGCGCUUGGAGCAGGUGAAGGCGUUUCUGCAACGCAGAGAGCUGGGCAGUUCGUCCAAUCUAGCCUUAUCCAAGGUCUUUGGUUUUGGCAGAUCCCGGAAUCGAGCGGAUCCCCUCGACCAGACUACGGGUGCCGGUGUGGUGGACAUGCUAUUCAAGGAGGGAUUCGUGCGGGAAUUUCUCGACGACGCUUUGGACGAGCUCCAGGAGCCUCAAGGGGAUAAACAAUCACAGCAGCCCGGCGUGAAAGGCAGAGCCAACAACGGGUUUCUAGCUACUGUGCAGGAAAAAGUGGCCUCGAUGUUCCUCGGCGGGGAACCCAACCCAUUCUAUUCCAACGUUCGAUUUGGCGGGCCGAUCGCCACUCUCGAUCCUGCGCAGUUAGCUCGCCAAGCCGUGAAUUCUACCGCCGCCCGGCGCAAGGCGCAGAGGGAGUAUUUGAUGCGACAUCCCAACUACAACACUUCUCUCUUCAUCUUCAAGCCGCGGAAUCGCCUUCGUCGUCUCUGUCAGAAGCUCGUGGGCCCGGGUCACGGAACGGAACGGUUCGACGGAGUACAGCCCAACAAGUAUGCCUGGUACACAUUUUCUGCCGUCAUCUACGCGGCCAUCGUGGCCAUGGUGGUACUGGCUUGCGUCACCACCCCACUCUAUCAAAAGGAGUACUUCCGUGAACACCCCUUCACCCCACUAAACUGGUUCGUCUGGACGGACACUGCCUUUGCUAUCGUGUUUACCGUCGAGGCGUUCAUCAAAAUCAUUGCCGACGGCUUCUUUUGGACCCCGAACGCCUACUUUCGAAGCACCUGGGGUAUCAUCGACGCCAUCGUGCUGGUCACUCUAUGGAUCAACGUGGUCACCCUCUUCACCAAUGCAGGGGCUAUCUCUCGAGCCGUCGGCGCCUUCAAGGCUCUCAGGGCGCUGCGCCUGCUUAAUGUCAGUGACAGCGCCCGGGAUACGUUCCACUCCCUCAUCAUCGUUGGUGGCUGGAAGAUUUUAAGUGCCGCGUUUGUCUCGAUUUCGCUGCUAAUCCCAUUUGCCAUCUAUGGGCUCAAUCUCUUCAACGGAAAGUUGAUGAUGUGCAACGACGGCGACGGCAUCGUGAACUUGAGCGACUGCGUUGGCGAGUUCAACAGCACACCUUACAAUGCCGACUGGCCUAUGCUCGCUCCGAGGGUCGCCGACAAUCCUUUCUUCAACUUCGACGAUUUCGGGUCCAGCCUCUUCAUCCUCUUCCAGAUCGUGAGUCAAGAAGGGUGGACGGAUGUGUCCUUCGCUGCGCAAGCCAUCACCGGCAAAGGGCUCCAACCAGAUGGUGAGCCGCCGUACGGGGCCCAGGGCAACGCCUUGUUUUUCGUGGUGUUCAACCUCUUGGCCACCGUCUUCGUUCUCACUCUGUUCAUUUCGGUUUUCAUGAGAGGCUAUACCGAACAGACGGGAGUGGCAUUCUUGACUGCCGAGCAACGGUCUUGGCUUGAACUGCGUAAAAUGCUCCGUCAGAUCUCGCCGUCCAAGAGCGCUUACGACGACAAAAAGAACAAGUGGAAGAUGUGGUGCCACAAACGCGCCAUUGAGAAACGCGGAAAGUGGUACCUAGCCAUCACCACGGUCCUUGUCUUCCACCUAGUUCUUCUCCUCACCGAGUUCUACGAAGAGCCGGUUUACUGGACGCAAGUCAAGGACAUCUGUUUCCUCAUUUUCACCCUGAUUUACAUUGCCAACCUCAUUGUGCGCGUCUUCGGCCUCGGUUGGACGCGGGGUGAGGUCACGUACAUCCAGCUCCACAAGUUUUUCUUGGUGGCGCUGGUGCUCAUGCUCAUUCCGCGGAACGACGCCCUCGACCAGCUGUUCAAGACGGCGGCAGCCAGUCUGACAACGAUAGGCAGCUUGCUGGCGACGUGGAUCGUGUUCUUCCUGGUGUUUGCCAUAGCGUUGACGCAGACAUUCAGCCUUACGCGGUUCGGCAGUCAAGAGGAUGCCAACAUCAACCUUCGCACCGUACCCCACGCCCUCAUCCUCCUCUUUAGGUUCAGUUGCGGAGAGGGCUGGAACGAGGUGAUGGAGGAUUUUGCGCAGGUCAAGCCUCCGUUUUGUGUCGAGGGCCAGACCUUCUUCGACAGCGACUGCGGCAGCACCGCGUGGGCUCGCGUGCUCUUUGUGGCGUGGAACAUCAUCAGCAUCGGACAAGCGGCCUGGCCGCGGUCGAUCGAGACGAAAUCCGGCGUUUCAAGGAAGCAUGGCGCAGUGUUGAUGCGUCCGGCACGGGGUUCAUCAGCAAGGACGCGUUUCCGCGGCUCCUACGGCGAGCUUUCCGGGGUGUUCGAGAUGCGCAUCUACGAUAACGACGAUUCGGUGCGGGCUAUCCUUGAGGACGUGCGGAACGAGAACGACGCAGCCAGCGUUAGGCACGCGUCAAUCAUCAGCAAGAGCCAAUACCAGACAGGCGUAGAUUUGAAGAAGCUAAACGAACGCCUGGCGAUGAUUGACGUUGCGAAGGUCCGCGAGCGCCGGCGCCGGUUCAACAUUUUCUUUGAGGAGGUGAUGGUCUCAGCGGACCCUGAGAGAGGUAUCUCGUUCACGACAGUGCUAAUGCUUCUGGCGCAUUACAACAUCAUCAACGACAGCAAGAGUUUACGGCUUGAAGAAUUCUUGCGUCGCAAACUGCGCCUCCAGCGCGUCGAAGAAGAAGUCCGGAGAAGAAUCGUCCUCGGCUUCUUCGACAUGCUCUACUACUCACGCCAGUUCAAGCGGCACAUGGAAAAGAAGCGCGCCGGGCGCAUGACGGCGAUCCCGCAGCUCGAUAUCCCCGAGAUUCUGGUGGACAACGAGGAGCGCCAGUCCGAACAGGGCGACGGAGGUGGUGGCGGCCAGGGAGGCCAGGAACAGCAAAAACAGCGGCAGCAACAGCAGCAACAGCAACAGCAACACUCUCCAGUGAGCCGUAGCAGAGCCAAGUCCAGCGCAGCGGUCACCACGCCCGUCGAGGGAUCAGGCGGUCUGCUCUCGCCGUCGACCAGCCGCGCCAAGUCCGCGCAACACCGAAGCUGGGCGGGCCUCGGCGCCGACCUGUCGUCCUACGACACCUCGUACGGGCACCCGCUCGCCGGGCCGCGGGGGUCCCGGCCGGCGGCGGCGGCGGCGUCCCCUGCCCGCCAGUCGCAGGGGAGCACCUUCAGCUUCGAGCUGACGGAGCCGGGCCUGGUGGCGGGCGACGACGCGGAUGAGGCGACCAGCCUGGGGAGACGCGGCAGCUCGGUUGACCCCUCCGUCGUCAGGGAUAUACUAGACAACUCGGUGUGGGUGGAGAGUUUGAGGAGGAGCGCGACGAGAAAGAGCGGGUGGGGGGGCGCCGCGGGAGGUUUCAAGUGA
Molecule: messenger RNA, 6297 nt
Organism: Chaetomium globosum CBS 148.51
Lineage: Eukaryota; Fungi; Ascomycota; Sordariomycetes; Sordariales; Chaetomiaceae
Exons: 6
Coding region: 1-6297 (2098 amino acids)
Biological process (GO): calcium ion import across plasma membrane
Cellular component (GO): membrane; voltage-gated calcium channel complex
Molecular function (GO): high voltage-gated calcium channel activity
Source: RefSeq, a predicted model, not a curated record